Molecule: messenger RNA, 2933 nt
Organism: Salvia miltiorrhiza (redroot sage)
Lineage: Eukaryota; Viridiplantae; Streptophyta; Magnoliopsida; Lamiales; Lamiaceae
Product: protein kinase STUNTED
Exons: 10
Coding region: 354-2615 (753 amino acids)
Biological process (GO): protein phosphorylation
Molecular function (GO): ATP binding; protein kinase activity
Source: RefSeq, a predicted model, not a curated record
AAACAAAAGAAAAAAGGAGAGAGAGAGAGAGAGUGGCCCAUUUGAAGGCCGAAAAGCAAACUAGCAAAGUGUAGGUCAUUGUAACUCGUAAUAACUUACCCAAGCAGUGCACCAAUUCCAAUAGUUUACAAACUAAUUUCUUUUUGUUAGGAGAGAAGCAUAUGAGUUCCUGACAUCCAACGUCUGCUGAAUUCUUGAAAAGCAAACCAAGAAAACUACUCCAGGAUUCAGUUACAUACAAUUAACCACCGCAAGAACCCACCUUUAUAAUUAUAUAUAAGCCCCUUCUCUCUCUACAUGCCUCUUAGGAUUCCUGCCGGUGGCUGACAGAUAAACUAUAGCCUCUUUCAGAAAUGGUGGUUGCCGGCGGCGAAGAGAGCUCCGGCGGGCGCACGGUGGUGGUGGGGGUGAAGCUGGACUUGUACAGCAGAGAGCUGCUCACGUGGGCUCUCGUCAAAGUUGCUCAAGCUGGUGAUCGCGUCAUCGCGCUUCAUGUUCUCAAGAACAACGAAAUUGUUGAUCGCGAUGGAAAAUCAUCCCUUCUCUCCCUGGUUAAAGCUUUUGAUUCGAUUCUUGAAGUUUACGAAGGAUUCUGUAAUUUAAAGCAGGUUGAUCUCAAACUAAAGAUAUGCAGAGGCUCAUCGAUUCAAAAGAUCCUCGUUCGUGAGGCUAAAUCUUACUAUGCGUCCGAGGUUAUAGUAGGAACUGCUCAAACACAUCACACGAUUCGUUCUUCAGCAUCUGUUGCUAAAUACUGUGCAAAGAAACUGUCAAAGGAGUGCUCUGUGUUGGCUGUGAAUAAUGGGAAAAUUGUGUUUCACCGCGAAUCCAGUUUGGCGUCUCGUGUUAGUGUCAAAGAACUCGAGCAUAAUCGUAGGAAUGGUUUACUUACUGCUCUGCAAAGAUCAUUCAGCAAGAACAUCAAAGUGCUCAACGAUGGUGAUCCCAUUAAGCCAAUGCUGACAUGGGAAGACGGUGGUGGAUGUGGUAAAUCAGAGGAAAAAUGCUCGAUUUGUACUCCAGACUCGGUGACGUGGCAUAAGGCGUGCAGGGGGGCAGCUGAGGAGCCUGCAAAGGAUGAAGGCGAGAGGGAUUCUUCGAUGGCGAUUGUUCCAGUGGAGAAGGUGGAGGUUGCAUCCGUUUCGGUUUCACUGUUGCUGAGGGAAUUGUCUGAAGUGAAGCCCGGUUGGCCGCUUCUUCGUCGUGCCAUGGUUUGUAACACGAGUUCUUCACAGAUUCAGCAAGUAAGGCAGAUCUCUGUGGUUCAAUGGGCAAUGAGGCUACCGAGUAGGUAUUGUUUGUACAUUGAGAAUUCGACUAGGAAAGACUGUGACUCCUCAAAUCAUGAUCAAGACCAUCAACUAGAUGGAGAAACUGGUGCAAUUGUUCCUGUUGGGAAUGAAGCUGUGUCUAUUCCAUCGAGCCCCGACUGCGUGUCAAGGUCCUUGCCGGAGGAACUUGAGGGCCUUCACGAGAAGUACUCCGCCACGUGCAGACUGUUUAAGUUCAGGGAGCUUGAGCUAGCCACCUCCUGCUUCAGACAAGGGAAUAUGAUAGGAAAAGGAGGGAGUAGUCAGGUCUAUCGAGGCUGCCUUCCCGACGGGAAGGAGCUUGCCGUGAAGAUCUUAAAGCCAUCCGAGAAUGCUUUAAAGGAGUUUGUCCUUGAAAUCGAGAUCAUCACCGCGAUACAUCACAAAAACAUCAUCUCACUCUUUGGAUUCUGUUUUGAGGACAAUCAUCUUCUCUUGGUGUAUGAUUUUCUAUCAAGAGGAAGCCUUGAAGAGAAUCUUCACGGCGAUAAAAAGGAUCCACUCUUAUUUGGGUGGAACGAGAGAUAUAGGGUCGCUAUAGGCGUAGCCGAGGCUUUGGAUUAUCUUCACAACAGAGAAGGGCAAGCUGUGAUCCACAGGGAUGUUAAGUCAUCAAACAUACUUCUAUUCGAUGAUUUCGAGCCUCAGCUUUCAGACUUUGGGCUUGCUAAAUGGGCAUCACCAAAUUCGACUCACAUAACGUGCACUGACGUCGCUGGCACUUUCGGAUAUUUGGCUCCUGAGUAUUUCAUGUAUGGGAAGGUCAACGAGAAGAUAGAUGUUUACGCCUAUGGAGUGGUUCUUCUCGAGCUUCUCUCGGGGAGGAAGCCGAUAAGCAGCAACUGUCUGAAAGGACAAGAGAGCCUUGUUAUGUGGGCGAAGCCGAUUCUAGCUUCGGGCAAGUUCACUAUGUUGCUUGAUCCGAACCUGGGAAGCAAGUAUGAUGAUGAUCAAGUAGAGAGGAUGCUUCUAGCUGCAUCGCUUUGCAUCAGACGUGCACCACGAGCUCGACCCCAAAUGAGCCAUGUUUUGAAGCUUCUCCGGGGAGACCCUGAGGUCGUGAAGUGGGCAAGAGUGCAAGUAAACGCCUCUGAGGGGUCGGUCCACGUGGAAGUUAACAACUCCGUGGAAGGGUCUGAUGCAAUAGACGAUGAACUCAUCUCACAAUCCAAUCUGCAAUCCCAUCUCAACCUUGCAAUGCUUGGCGUGGAGGAGGACUCGCUCUCCCUAAGCAGCAUCGAGCAAAGCGUUUCCUUGGAAGAUUAUCUACGAGGUAGGUGGAGCCGCUCUUCUAGCUUCGACUAGACUUGCAAAAUGCAACCAGAAAAGGGGAAAGGAGCUCUAGUAGGUGUUGUGUGUGUUUUGUUUGAUGGUUGUAUGUUGGCAUUUGUUACUACUCACAGUGAAUGUGGGUUUGGAUGUGAGGUUUGUUUGUAGGUCUUGUCCUCCUCCUUCCCUUAGUAGUUGUGAGAGUGAAGCCAUUCUUUUUGUCUGGUUGUUUUUUCAGAAUGUUUAGGAUUUGAUUCAGAAAAAUUGAUGUAUUUUGGUUAUUAAAGCCUCCCAUCAAAUUGUACUUAUAUAGUGAUUACAUUAUAAAUAAUAAUGUUAUCAUAUUCAUGCUCA